ACACCCAAAGCAAAGAACAUUAGAAACCCAGAAUCAAGUGUAAUUCUUCUUUGUCUUCGUAACCAAGGCAAAGAAUAACAGAAAUCAGUGUCCAUUUACCCCCUAUAAAAAUAUCACAAAAGCCUAAAGCUUCAGUCUUUGUAUCGGAGACCGGAAAACCCAUAAUUUCUUCCAACUCUUACUUUUCUCUUUUUUCCAACCAAGAUUAAAGAAACUCGACAAGCUCUCAAAAUUUGGGUCUCUUUCGAUCACAAUCCAUUAUUUAUCCUUCCAUGCCAAAAACCUCUUAAACCCGCCCCCCCCCCCCACCCCACCAAUUUGGGUCUUUUUUAAUCAAGUCGUGCCUGAAGGUUCUUGUGUCAGAACACCAAACCAACCUACUUGAAGCUCUGAGCUCUGAGGGAGAGAUCACUUUGGGAGAGAGACAGACAGACAGACAGACAGAAAGAAAGAAAGAGAGAAUUUGGAGUUCUAAAAGCCUUGGAAAUGGUGAGAUAGCAAGCUGGGUGUGCUUGGUGGGAGGUGUGUUUCCAUGGAAACAACUCCGAAUUCAUGGGGUUUUGCUGAUCGCAGAAGAAGACAAUGCCAAUGUAUACAAAUACAAACACAUGUAGCAGAAGAAACAAGGCACAGAAAUUUCUCUAACAUGGCAACUAGCUGUUGCAGGAUCUCCCCAAUCAUUUCCAUGUUUGUUGGUUUUCUUGUUAUUGCUUCUUCUGUUGGUCCCGUCGUCCCGGUAUCGAUUUCAUCUGAAGUGAAUGGGCGGCUUCCGGCAAAUCAGACUUUCCGACCGGGGGAGGAGUUGCAGAAGUUGAAGAGGAUUAAAGCUCUACUCGGGGCAAUCAAUAAGCCUGCUGUCAAGACAAUUCAGAGCCCUGAUGGCGAUCUCAUAGACUGUGUUCUAUCACAUCAACAACCAGCCUUCGAUCAUCCGCUGCUUAGAGGACAAAAACCAUUGGAUCCACCAGAGAGACCGAAAGGCCAUAAUCCAACAGGUUCUGUGCCCGAAAUCUUCCAGUCAUGGACAAUUUCUGGCGAAUCAUGUCCAGAAGGAACCAUUCCGAUCAGAAGAACCAGAGAAGAAGAUGUGUUAAGAGCUACUUCUAUUCAGAGAUUCGGAAGAAAAGUGAGGAGAGCAGUGAGACGCGACUCCUCAAGCACUGGCCACGAGCAUGCAGUUGGGUAUGUAAUGGGAGAUCAGUAUUAUGGAGCAAAAGCCAGCUUGAACGUAUGGGCGCCCCACGUAGCUAAUCAAUAUGAAUUCAGUCUGUCACAGAUGUGGGUCAUCUCUGGUUCAUUUGGCGAUGAUCUCAACACCAUUGAAGCUGGUUGGCAGGUGAGCCCAGAGCUAUAUGGAGACAACUAUCCUAGAUUCUUUACCUAUUGGACGAGUGAUGCAUAUCAAGCCACUGGAUGCUACAAUUUGCUCUGUUCUGGCUUUGUCCAGACUAACAACAAAAUCGCCAUUGGAGCUGCAAUCUCUCCCAUAUCGGCUUAUAAUGGUGGCCAAUUCGACAUUAGUUUGUUGGUUUGGAAGGAUCCAAAGCAUGGAAACUGGUGGCUGGAAUUUGGAUCAGGAUUGCUGGUUGGCUACUGGCCAUCAUUCUUAUUUAAUCAUCUACAGAACCAUGCAAGCAUGGUACAGUUUGGAGGAGAAGUGGUCAACAGUCGACCAGGUGGUGUGCAUACGGCAACCCAAAUGGGCAGCGGUCACUUCGCCGGAGAAGGAUUCGGAAAAGCUUCUUAUUUCCGGAAUUUGCAGGUCGUCGAUUGGGAUAAUAGCUUGGUUCCUCUCUCAAAUCUUCGAGUCCUGGCCGAUCAUCCAAAUUGCUAUGAUAUCCAAGGAGGGAUUAAUAGUGUUUGGGGAAACUAUUUCUAUUAUGGAGGUCCAGGAAAGAACGUGAAGUGCCCCUGAAGGAAAUGGAUGGUAUACAAGUCGCAGAAUUUUUCUUUCAUUUUCAUUUUUUAUUUUUUAAAUUUUUGGGUCGAUUUGGGUUUUCUUUCCAGAUCAUUUUCCUUUUUAUUUUAUCUUCUUUUUUUAUUAAUCCAUUUUUUUGGUUCUAACAGAUGAUCCAUUAAAUGUUUAAAUACACCACCUCUAGGGAUUUUAUGUAAAUGUGAAAAGGAGAAAAUAUAAUGAAUAUACUAUGGGGUUUGUGAUUUUUGUA
This is a messenger RNA of Nelumbo nucifera (sacred lotus), 2168 nucleotides long. RefSeq names its product protein neprosin-like. The record is from RefSeq and is a predicted model, not a curated record. NCBI's taxonomy places the organism in Eukaryota, Viridiplantae, Streptophyta, Magnoliopsida, Proteales, Nelumbonaceae.